Messenger RNA from Nanorana parkeri, 1284 nucleotides. Its product is annotated as tripartite motif-containing protein 14-like. The coding region runs from base 20 to 1282 and encodes 420 amino acids. NCBI's taxonomy places the organism in Eukaryota, Metazoa, Chordata, Amphibia, Anura, Dicroglossidae. Gene Ontology annotation, molecular function: protein binding; zinc ion binding. The transcript has a single exon. The record is from RefSeq and is a predicted model, not a curated record.
AGCCGUGAAGUCGUGUCUGAUGUGCGAAGCUUCUCUGUGCGACGUCCACCUGAAAGUCCACAGCAAGUCGCCCGAGCACAUCCUCCUGGAGCCCACCGCUCACUUAGCCAACCGCAAAUGCUCCGCCCACAAGAAGAUCCUGGAGUAUUACUGCACGGAGGACCAUACCUGCAUCUGCGUGUCCUGCCUGCUCUUCGGGGCCCACCAGGGCCACCACGUGGAAACGUUUGACGCCGUCUCCGGCAAGAAGAAGGAGCGGCUGAGGCAUCUCCUGGAAAGCUGGACCUCAAAGAGCGAGGAGACCGAGAAAAGGGUCAAGAGCGGGCAGGAGCGCAAGAAGGAGGCUCACGGGAAAGCAGCCGAGGUGACGGACAGAGUCGCCGCCCUGUUCAGAGACAUCCGCAGGCAGGUGGACACCUUAGAAAAGAGAGUCCUGGCUGAGAUCUCCAGGCAGGAGGAGCAGGUCUCUCUCUCGGUCUCCAGCCUGGUCCAGCAGAUGGAGGUGAAGAAGGAGGAGCUGUCCAGCAAGAUCCAGCACCUGGAGGAGCUGUGCAAUAUGGCGGAUUCCUUCAUGGUCAUACAAGAGGAGGAGUCGGAGAGCGACGCGUUUCGCGGCGUGGCGGAAGCAGAGAACGACAGCAGGGAGAGAUAUUACAAACAGAUAUGGAAGCGAGGCCUGGACGAGGGGCUGAUCUCCGUCACCCUACACACAGGUCUGUCCAGUAUAGUGACCAACGUGAGGAAAAGGAUCAAUCUGCAGGGGACGACAGACAUAUUACUGGACAUGAACAGCGCCGGGAACGACGUACACAUAUCCGGAGACCUGAAAACAGCAACCUGGUCACACGUGGACCAGGACCGCUCCGAUAUGCCGGGGAGGUUCCAGUAUGAUCAAGUCCUGAGCACAAGAAGCUUCUCUGCUGGGCGACAUUACUGGGAGGUGGAGACCAGCGAUUCCGGGGUGUGGUUCCUAGGGGUGAGUUACCCUACUAUUAACAGGAAGGGGCGCCAGUCAUGGAUCGGGGAUAACGACAAGUCUUGGUGUCUGCGGAGAUACGAUAAUGUCCAAUAUUCCGUCAUACAUGACGGCAAGUGGAUCCAGUUACCCCACACGGUUUCCUGCCAGUUACUGGGGAUCUACCUGGAUUACGAGGCCGGGCAACUGUCCUUCUAUGAGCUAUGUGACCCCAUCCGGCACCUCCACACCUUCUCCGCCACCUUCAUCGAGCCCCUCCACGCUGCCUUCAGUGUCUACAAGUCCUGGGUACGGAUCAGAAGUUAGAG